CUCUCGCGUGCGUCCUCCUCGCCCGUUCUCUGUUGGUGGCGCAGGCGGCUUUGAGAGGCGCUUUGGCAGCGCGCUGGUUGGUGGGAGCGGCGUUGGGUUGUCCUCGGCUGUUUCUGCGUGCCUCUGCCGUGGCGUCGUCGACGCGGUCGUGACUGAUUUGGGUGCCCGCCAAAGACUUCUGUGCACGCGCGGAGCGUUACGUUAACCACCAGUGUUGGCCCAAGCAGACAAUCCUCGGCUCUUACGAGGAACUUUGUGGCAAGGAUAGGGACGCCUCGUGUCGACCUCCGAAGGAUUAUUACCCGCGAAGAGGGAGGCCGUCGAAAGUGGACCACGCCAGAAGCAGGAUGUCGAGAAUCAGCGUCUGGAUCGAGCGCCGAAUCCGGGUGGAGAUGAACCUCAGGUGAAAUGCUCCAGCAAGGGUGGAACCCUACUGUUCCAAAGUCCAAGGAAAGCUGUGACUGAAGCUAGUCAUACGGGCCACUGAGGAAACCAGCCACCACCAACCGGGCAGCCAUCAUGAUGGCUAUUUAUGCUUCCACGCUUAGGCAUAUUUUAUGGGCAUCUGUUGCACUCAUUGUUGUGUUCCCAACUUCUUUUACACUGGAGAAUGGACCGAAUGUUUGUACAAAGCAAGAAACGUACCUUACCACCGUUCGGGUUUCAUACAACAAACCUUACCAAAUUCGUACCUAUACGUGGUGUUUAGCAUUCCCACCACGAUGCUCCAAGUACAGGAUUGCUCAUACGGUCGCCUACAAGACAGAAGUUAAAGAAAGCACUCGUACUGUCAAGGUCUGCUGCAAAGGUUUUGUGGAGACUGCUGAUGGCUCCCGAUGUUUGCCACUUUGCAACAACCCAUGCAUUCAUGGAACCUGCUCCAGUCCUGAAACCUGUGAGUGUCAGCCCGGCUGGGGCGGCCCUACCUGCAACUUCUCCUGUCCAGAUGGAAAGUGGGGUAAAGCUUGCCAUAGGGACUGCCCAUGCAAAAAUGGCGCCAGGUGUGACCCAGUGAGUGGAGCCUGCUCUUGCAAGCCAGGAUGGCAAGGUAUCGAUUGCAACGAGCCGUGCGACAGCGGAAAGUACGGCUACGAGUGUGGACAGUUGUGCCGCUGCGAGAACGGUGCCCUUUGUGACCACAUAUCAGGGGCCUGUACCUGUGCUCCUGGGUACACAGGACCUUUGUGCCAUGAGCUGUGUCCAGCUGGUACUCAUGGAGACCAGUGUUCCAACAAGUGCAACUGCCAGAAUGGAGGCACUUGUGACCCUGUCACUGGACGCUGCUUCUGUCCUGAGGGAUGGACGGGUGCUGUGUGUGCAAAUCCGUGUCCCGCUGGCUUCUACGGCACCAACUGCAGCCAACGCUGCCACUGCUACAACGGUGCCCUGUGUGAGCACCUGACGGGCAAAUGCAUCUGUGGCCCUGGAUACGGGGGCGAGCGAUGCCAGGAUGAAUGCCCCGUCGGAGCAUACGGUCUCAACUGCAGCAAGAAAUGCGACUGUGAUAAUGGUGCCAGCUGCAAUGUUACCAAUGGCCACUGCAUCUGUCUUCCUGGUUUCACAGGACCACGAUGCGAAAGUCGAGCUUGCACGGAUGAAUUAUAUGGACCAAAAUGUGAACAUGUCUGCCAGUGUGACAAGGAGAAUUCAAUCAUGUGCCACCCGUGGACUGGUCACUGCAGGUGCAAGCCAGGCUGGAAUGGCGAAACCUGCUCCCGGCCAUGCAUGCCGCUCUUCUAUGGGCCAGAGUGCUCCCUCACAUGCAGCUGCGAAAAUGAUGGCACCUGCGACCCUGUCGAUGGCACAUGCGUCUGUGAACCAGGCUUCAUUGGCCCCAACUGUAGUGAGCGUUGUCCUCCAGGCAAGUUUGGAACCAACUGCUCCCAGAACUGCAGCUGUGAGAACAAUGGAAUCUGUUCACAUGUCAACGGCCUUUGUCAGUGUCCACCAGGCUAUGCCAAGUCGAGGUGCAAUGAACUGUGUUCUGUGGGCACAUAUGGCCUCAACUGCCAGAGCAAAUGCAAAUGCAAAAACGGGGCAGCCUGCAAUCCAGUCACCGGAGAGUGCACAUGCUCACCAGGAUACCUUGGGGAGUUCUGCGAGUCCAAAUGCGAUCAUGGGAAGUAUGGAUUGAAUUGCGAAAAUAAAUGCAAGUGCAACUGGGAGCAUUCCUUGGGAUGCGAUUACAUCACCGGCAAGUGCAUCUGUGCACCUGGCAUCAGAGGAGUGUCCUGUGAAAGUCAGUGUCCCCGUGGCCAAUGGGGUGCCUCGUGCGAGAACACCUGUGACUGCAAGAACAACUCCUCGUGCAAUCCAGAGACUGGUGUUUGUGUCUGUGAACGGGGAUGGAUGGGCAAGGACUGCAGUGAACCAUGCCCAGCUGGCUACUUUGGCCAGAACUGCUCGGAGGUGUGUGCAGCGUGCAUGCACAGCAAUGGCCGUCCCUGCAACCACAUCACCGGUCAAUGUCAGUGCAGCGCCGGUUAUAUGGGCUUGCAGUGCAGUGAGUCCUGCCCUGUGGACAAGUGGGGCGACAACUGUUCUCAGAAGUGCAAAUGCCAGAAUGGAGGCGAAUGCAACUCUGUGACGGGUGCCUGCCUCUGCAUGCCGGGCUGGCAAGGCGAGAACUGCACCAUACCCUGCACCAAUGGAACCUAUGGCUUCAACUGCACCCAGAAGUGCACCUGCCAAAAUGGUGGCUUGUGCCGAGCCAGUGAUGGCAAGUGCAGAUGCAAGCCAGGCUGGAUGGGCUCCCGUUGCACAGAGAUUUGUGCUGAAGGCUUUUACGGAGACCACUGCAUGUCAUCCUGCGACUGCAAAGAAAAUUUUGUGUGCAGUCCCAUAUCUGGCUGCGUCUGCCGCUACGGCUUCACAGGGGAAUACUGCAAUAUUCGUCUUGUGGACAGAAGCGUGAUGUAUUUUGAAGAGGAACCAAAGUCCAACUCGGGAAUUGUCGUGGGAACCUGCGUGGCGGUUCUCCUUGUCAUAGUCAUUGUCAUUUGCAUUGUGUUCUACUACAAGAGGAGGGUUAGCCACCUCAAGAAUGAACUGGCCUACGUAACGUACACUGCAGACCCAAGACCACUGCCAGAUCGACGUCACUUUGACAAUCCUGUCUAUGCUUUCCAAGCUGUUCAUUUGGAUGGCGCACUCAACAAUGCAUCAGGAGCCUCCAAUAUCAAGCAGAUUCACAAUGACCUCAACUGCACCAAGAGUAACAUAGAGAAAGCCAAGCUGGGCUUCUGUGAUGAUGACGACCAGGAUUCGCAGAGCUUGAAAGGUGCCUGUGGAGGCAAUGACUAUGAAAGCAACUGCAAGGACUUCGACUUCAAGCCUAAUAUCUACCAGAGCAUAGAGGACCUCAAAUCAUAUGUGGACAAGAAGGAACCCUUCUAUGAUGAGGUCAAAGACAAGGGAGACAUUAGUAAUGUUACCGUUCCUAUCUGCACCGACACUCGACAACUUGCAGGGCGGUCGAGUAGUGAUGCUGACGGUUACGACCACCUGGAAUACAACAGACCAAAGACUGAAACAAAGCCAAACUACUUCCGGCUCGACAGCACGCUUCCCAAGAAGAAACCUUAAAUGUGACGACGACACUCCCAUGUGCCCCUUGUGAAAACCAAGAACACUGAAUGUGCUCAUGUGUGUAUGUGUGUCUGCCACAAACUGUGAUUCUGCUUCCUUGGACUCCACCGGAAACGGAAAAGGACCCCUGUUGCAUGACGUGUUGUGGCAUUGUUCAGUCCCACAGUGACAAUGGUUCUCAGUCCACCUGCUGUGAUCUUCCAGUGGGUGUUUAGUUUACGUGUUCAAUGUGUGAUGGCUGCCGCAUACUGUGGCCCUUGCACUGUGCUCCCUCGUUAAUUGAAGCUGUUGAUCCAAAUUUACUUUGAGAAUGAUUGUGAUAGUUAGCUUCAAUAUUAAUGCAUUGUGUUGCAACCUUUACUAUGAUGAGAUUCCUUUGUUGUUUAGUGAAGAGUUAAUUUGAUAGUCAGUGCUUUAUGUUGGCAUGCCUCAAGCAGCACCUUUAUUCUGUGUUGCUGCAGAACUGUGCUGUGGAUGUGGGCAGAUGUGGCUUGUUUGAUGCCUGUACAGAUUGAAAAGCACUGCAGCAAUCUGUGCACUCACAAUGGACUGUCUCACUUCUACAUAGAUCUCUACACUCUCGGAUUAUGAUGUUGAUUUGCGUGCCGCAGACUGCCAGCUAGAUGAUAUGUGUGCUGGUAUACUGGCUGGCCAGGUAUGCUUGCUAUAUUGUGUUGUAAUAGUCUAGUAAUUUAAUGACACUAGCUGCCAUUACAGCAACAGCAACACUUGUUUUAAUGUAUGCGUUUUUUGUGUUGUUCAAUUGUCUGGCUUUAUGAACAAUUUGGAGCGGGACUCAUUGGUGCAUGAAACUUGCUUGCGGAAAGAAACUCAAGGUUCAUAGAGUUGAGAUUUUAAUUAAAUUGAUUGUAGAUUCAGAUCAAUAUACUCCUGCUGCCUAAAAUGAUUCAUCUAUGCUGAUUAUACACUGAACUGCAGAGCCUCGAUAACACAAUAUAGCAUCAUUUCAGUUUUCUUUAGCAGUGCAUCUUUUUGACAUUUUAUGUUGUACAAGUGACACAGACCGAGGUGUUGUGUACACCAUACACCAGAGUCCUCAUUUAGGCUGGAGCAUGAAUCGUACUGUGUAAGAGGGCAUGAGGAAGCUUUGCACUAAGCCUCAUGCAGCUAUGGUCUACUAGAAAAAAAUGUUUUUGUUGUCACAUGUCUGGCACAGCACAGGUAUAUUCAUGCAACACCAAGUAUAUAAUUUUGACUGCACGAGUUUCGUUUUCUUCUUGAUGCCACUUCUAGUAUUCCACAUCUCUCUCGUUGAGCAAUGUGAUGUAACAAGAACAAAGUGUGUGGUCUUUUCUAUCAGCCUUGUUGAUCAUCCACCGAUCUUGCCUAUUUGAACGACAUAUACGCAAGUUAUGGCAGACCUAGUCUUAUGCACUAUCAUGUGAUGACAUGGAUUUUACACAGAUGAACCUCAACAUGCGGUUCAUGUCGUUUAAUGAAUUUAUACUUCUGCAGCCAGUUAUGGUGGCCAGAAAGUUUUGACUUCAAAUUCUGAUGGCUUGUGAAUGUCAGUUCAUAUAAGAGCUUUUGGCAAAAGUUAUCAUCCAGAUAUGUAUGCAGUGCUAGCUAAAGCCUUUUAGCAGGGAUAUUUUCCCAAUGGGUUCUGUCACUUCCUUGAGAGAAAUGUCACCGAGGUUCUGCAGUUUAUUUAUGCCGUCUUGUACAUAUACCAACUUCCUAGCUAUAGGUGUCGCGGAUCGUUGCUUCGGUUCUGAAGCAACCUUUUAAACAAUCUUGAAACAAUGAUAAGAGCUCUAUGUCAGUGGUGUCACAAUUUCAACAUACAUUUCACGUGUGUAAAAAUGUAAAUAUUUUACCCAUGACCGAGUGUAGGCAAUAAAAAAGAAACUAUUACUUCCCCA
This is a messenger RNA of Dermacentor albipictus, 5471 nucleotides long. It is a transcript of the gene drpr, whose product is annotated as multiple EGF like domains draper. Gene Ontology annotation, molecular function: protein binding; scavenger receptor activity. The record is from RefSeq and is a predicted model, not a curated record. Lineage: Eukaryota; Metazoa; Arthropoda; Arachnida; Ixodida; Ixodidae.